Molecule: messenger RNA, 607 nt
Organism: Megalobrama amblycephala (Wuchang bream)
Lineage: Eukaryota; Metazoa; Chordata; Actinopteri; Cypriniformes; Xenocyprididae
Product: RING finger protein 122
Exons: 4
Coding region: 6-410 (134 amino acids)
Biological process (GO): ubiquitin-dependent protein catabolic process
Molecular function (GO): ubiquitin protein ligase activity
Source: RefSeq, a predicted model, not a curated record
GCUGGAUGUGCCGGAAGGUGAUCGGACACUUGAGCGAGACCUUGAUGGCCGUCUGUUCCACGCCAUCCUCGCCGUUAAGGCCGGGAGUUCCUGGGAUGGUACCGCUACUGAAGUUCCUCUUAAUUGUGGAAAAAGAUGAGUUGUCACUGAGACAUCCAUGUACAAAAGUCAUAUUUAAAGAUGAAACAACAUGGUUACACACACAUGGGUUAACAUAUGCCGUCUUUUUGGAGGACUUCAGGACAAAAGAUGAGCUUGGAGUGUUACCAUGCCAACACUCCUUUCACAAAAGGUGUUUGGUGAAGUGGCUGGAGGUGAGAUGUUCAUGUCCCAUGUGCAACGACAACCCCAUCAGCGCUGCUUUGGGACAAACACACAGCCCGGGAAACUUGCUGGAUGAGUUGCUUUAAGCCUCCCUUUCUGCCAAACACCUGGUUACGGACACUUCCAGUGCUUUACGGACAACAUUUUUACCUAGAAAUCUCAUAGAGUUCAAGCGAAUGGCCUUUAUUUAAAAGCACUGCUGUUGUGAAACAUCAUGUUUUUGUAUAUGUGGUUAAAAAAUGUUUGCAGAAUGUUUACACAAUAAAUAUUGUGAGUUUCUUUC